This is a messenger RNA of Capsella rubella, 959 nucleotides long. RefSeq names its product ras-related protein RABD2a. Lineage: Eukaryota; Viridiplantae; Streptophyta; Magnoliopsida; Brassicales; Brassicaceae. The record is from RefSeq and is a predicted model, not a curated record. Bases 83 to 694 code for a protein of 203 amino acids. The transcript is spliced from 8 exons. Gene Ontology annotation, molecular function: GTP binding; GTPase activity.
UCUGUCUCUCUCGAUCUCUGGCUGCUUUAUAUUAUAUAUCAUCAUCUCCCGGUUCCUUGUACCUCCCCGACGGAUCGAAACCAUGAAUCCCGAGUACGACUAUCUUUUCAAGCUCCUGCUUAUCGGGGAUUCCGGCGUUGGCAAGUCUUGUCUACUUUUGAGAUUUUCUGAUGAUUCUUAUGUAGAAAGCUACAUUAGCACUAUUGGAGUCGAUUUCAAAAUCCGGACCGUGGAGCAAGAUGGGAAGACGAUUAAGCUCCAAAUCUGGGACACUGCUGGUCAAGAGCGGUUCAGGACUAUUACUAGCAGUUACUACCGUGGUGCUCAUGGAAUCAUUAUUGUCUACGACGUCACAGAUCAAGAAAGCUUCAAUAACGUGAAGCAAUGGUUGAGUGAAAUUGAUCGUUAUGCUAGUGACAAUGUCAACAAAAUCCUUGUUGGAAACAAGUCUGAUCUUGCUGAAAACAGAGCCGUUCCAUAUGAAACGGCCAAGGCAUUUGCUGAUGAAAUUGGAGUUCCUUUCAUGGAGACUAGUGCAAAAGAUGCUACAAACGUGGAACAGGCUUUCAUGGCAAUGUCUGCAUCCAUCAAAGAGAGAAUGGCAAGCCAACCAUCUGGGAACAACGCAAGACCGCCAACAGUGCAGAUUAGAGGUCAGCCUGUGGCCCAGAAGAACGGCUGUUGCUCAACUUGAUAAAAUUGACACCAGCCUAGCAAGAUCCUUUCCAAUCUUACUCCAUACCAUCCUUCUAGAAAAGUGUUCCUUCCUUUGACUAGACUCAAAUUCACUUGUACUUGGUUAUUACACAAGACACCCUCAAAUGUGUCUGUCUGUAAUUAAGAUCCUUCGGUUAUUAUUCUGCUUUAUCCGUUUCCUAUUUUCUGUACCUCAUCGUUGGCACUAACUCUGUCCACCAUUAUGGUUUUAUCAUUGCUGCCGUUUGGGGUUUUCUGUUGUA